CGGCAACCCUUCAGUGUUUCACAGGCUGCUGGGCUUGGUGAAUGCCUCACCAACAGAUGAGCCUCACAACAUCCACUUCACCCAGGUUGAGUACAGUCUUGCUGGCAACUUUACAUGUGAAGUCUCCACAGCUAAUGACGUUGCCCGGCAAACUUAUUUCCUCCAUGUUGUGGAUGCCUUUUCAUCUCCCUACAAGACUAAUGUACACGUCUUUGAGAUGAUAAACAACAGCAGUGGAAUAAAAGAAGAGAACAAGUUCCAGUAUGAGGUUGAUGGCAGUGAUCCAUCACAGAAUGUUAAUUUUGAAAAUGCUGCCUGCACUCUGGUGUGGACCUUCUCCACACCUGCCAUCUUCCCGCGACCAAAUGUCACCUGUGGUUACUAUUCCUUUGACUAUGAUGAUGUUAUCCACCGCCUUCCUGCCGGCCUCACCAUGCACAAGUUUGAUAAUGGUUCCUGGCAGGCCUCCUUUGACUCUACCCAUAUUGAGGUGUUGAGCAUCCCCAGGAGUCACCGCCUUGGGUGUACUGUCCGCAUUCCUGACACUACUUACAAGAAGGUCAUUAAAGCUGAUGAUGACUUUUUCAUCGAUAAUCUCAUCGACUCUACGGGCUGCCCAAGCCUCAGCCUGAUCCACAAUCUAGGGUUAAAUGUGGAGGUGAGGGAUGCCACAUACACAUGUCGUGAUGACAUCCUACCUGCUGAUAGAAGUGGAACAGCUGUUGCAUCACUCAGUUGCCCUGAUGGCCAUGCUGCUGUGUUCCCUGAAGGUGUAAUAAAACAUGACUGGAAUUUAGAGCUAAGUUGUUCAGAGAAUGACAUAGGAUGGCGUACCUUCUCCAGCGAAGAACAUUCAAAAUUUGACAAGUUCUUUGACCUCAACAAUUUACCUUACUGUGAACCAAGAGUGUUUGGUUCGGCUCAUGAGGUUCAUGCUGGCUCUACAUAUGUCUUGUUGACGUUACUGUCAUUGGCUGCUAUAUUCAACCUUUGACCCUCUGCCAUGAUGAGACAUCAUGAGAAUUAAUUACUUUGAUUUUACUAAGGGUUUGGUGUUCCUUAAAUCCAGAAGAGAAUUCUAGGAUACAAAUGAAUGUACUGUACUGUACUGUACUGUACUGUACGUGGUUUGAAUAUGAAAAUACCAAAAAACAAAAACAAAAAAUAGAAUGUGAAUGCUUAAAUCAUCUUCAUGUAUGAUGCAGCAUCUCAGUUACAGUAUUGUGUUUUAUGUGUUUUGAGACAAUUCAUGUGACCAGUUACUAAAUUAUUAUACAGUAUUUGUGAUUACAGUACAAUAUAUAUAUAU
This is a messenger RNA of Homarus americanus (American lobster), 1309 nucleotides long. RefSeq lists its product as uncharacterized. The record is from RefSeq and is a predicted model, not a curated record. NCBI's taxonomy places the organism in Eukaryota, Metazoa, Arthropoda, Malacostraca, Decapoda, Nephropidae.